Molecule: messenger RNA, 1143 nt
Organism: Chenopodium quinoa (quinoa)
Lineage: Eukaryota; Viridiplantae; Streptophyta; Magnoliopsida; Caryophyllales; Amaranthaceae
Product: 1-aminocyclopropane-1-carboxylate oxidase homolog 1-like
Exons: 3
Coding region: 1-1143 (380 amino acids)
Source: RefSeq, a predicted model, not a curated record
AUGGAAGCCCAAAACGCCAUUAAUAAUGAAACAAGAAGUAGCUAUGAUCGAAUUUAUGAACUCAAGGUGUUUGAUGAAGGAAAACUUGGUGUUAAAAGGCUUAUAGAUGCUGGUAUACAAAAAGUUUCUAGCAUGUUUGUUAGACUGCUUGAGGAUCGUGAAAAAGAUUUUGAUACAUGUUCUAAAAAUAUAAGUGUGUCAAUAAUAAACUUUGCUGAUCUUGGUGAAAACAAUGAUCGAAUUGCUGAGAUUGCCAAGGAAAUAAUAAUGGCAUCAAAUGAGUGGGGAUUUUUUCAAGUUAUAAACCAUGGGAUCCCUAAUGAAUUGUUAGAAAGGAUGAUUAAGCGAACUCAAAUGUUUCAUGAACAAGAUGAUGAGUAUAAGAAGAAGUUCUACACUCGUGAUUUUCAUUCAAAGUCUGUGUACUUUACUAGCAACCAUGACUUGUAUAAGUCAAAGGCUGCAAGUUGGAAAGACAUUUUGUAUGUUAACGCUCGAAAAGCUGGUGGUGAAAUUGAUCCUGAAGAGUUACCUCUUGUAUGCAAGGAUGUGAUGUUGGAGUUUAUUGAUCGCAUCCAUAUGCUCGGUAAUCGCAUACUUAUGAUAAUAUCAAUCGGUCUAGGAAUUGAACCCGAUUGUCUUGGAAAUAUGGCAAAAGGUAAAAAAAGUUGGGCCAUAGCUAACAAUUAUUAUCCAGCAUGUCCACAACCAGAAUUGACCUUGGGAACUACUGCCCAUAUUGAUACUUCAUUUAUCACAAUACUCUUACAAGACAAUAUUGGUGGACUUCAAGUACUUCAUGAUAACAAAUGGGUUAAUAUUGAGCCUGUUACUGGUGGUUUGAUUGUUAACUUCGGAUCAAUACUUCAGAUGAUAACUAACGACGUAAUAAAAGCUGCAUGUCAUAGAGUGAUUGCUAAAAGUGUUGGACCAAGGAUCUCUAUUGCAUUCUUUUUCAGUGGUAUUAUGACAUCUGAGAAGAUACUUGGUCCAAUAAAGGAGCUAACAUCAAAAGAAAAUCCACCCAUUUAUAGGAAUUUCUCAAUUGAGGAAGCGAUAAUAAACUUGUUCUCAAAUUCACUUGAUGUAGUUGGGGCCAACCUCAAUUAUUUUAGAAUUCAACAUAACGGUAAAGACAAGUAA